CGUGCUUUCCCUGCAGUGUGCGGUCACGUGGAAACCCGAGCCCACGCUGAGGAAAGGCUCCUGAAGAAACUCUUCUCGGGCUAUAACAAGUGGUCCCGCCCCGUAGCCAACAUUUCGGACGUGGUGCUGGUCCGCUUUGGCUUGUCCAUCGCGCAGCUCAUCGAUGUUGAUGAGAAGAAUCAAAUGAUGACCACGAACGUGUGGGUGAAACAGGAGUGGCACGACUACAAGCUGCGCUGGGAUCCCCUGGAAUAUGAAAACGUGACAUCAAUCCGGAUCCCCUCUGAGCUCAUCUGGAGGCCGGACAUUGUCCUGUACAACAAUGCGGAUGGGGACUUUGCUGUCACUCACCUGACCAAAGCCCACCUGUUUUACGAUGGCAGAAUCAAAUGGACACCUCCUGCCAUCUACAAAAGCUCCUGCAGCAUUGAUGUCACCUUCUUUCCCUUUGACCAGCAAAACUGCACCAUGAAGUUCGGCUCCUGGACCUAUGACAAAGCCAAGAUAGACUUAGUGAGCAUGCACAGUCACGUGGACCAGCUGGACUACUGGGAGAGUGGGGAAUGGGUCAUCAUUAAUGCCGUGGGCAACUACAACAUCAAGAAAUACGAGUGCUGCACAGAGAUCUAUCCUGAUAUAACCUACUCCUUUAUUAUCAGGAGGCUGCCUUUGUUCUACACCAUCAAUCUGAUCAUCCCUUGCCUCCUCAUCUCCUGCUUGACCGUCUUGGUCUUCUACUUGCCUUCGGAGUGUGGUGAGAAGAUCACGCUUUGCAUUUCCGUGCUGCUGUCGCUGACUGUCUUUCUGCUGCUCAUCACCGAGAUCAUCCCCUCCACCUCCCUGGUCAUUCCCCUGAUCGGAGAGUAUCUGCUCUUCACCAUGAUAUUUGUCACCUUGUCCAUCAUCAUCACUGUCUUCGUACUGAACGUGCACCACCGCUCACCACGCACCCACACCAUGCCAGAUUGGGUGAGAAGGAUCUUCCUCGACGUGGUCCCGCGCCUCCUCUUCAUGAAGCGGCCCUCGGCAGUGAAGGACAAUUGCAAGAAGCUCAUCGAGUCCAUGCACAAAAUAGCCAACGCUCCAAGAAUUUGGUCCGAGACCGAAGCAGAGCCCAACUUUGUGACCUCCUCUUCAACCAGCCCUCAGAGCAAUGAGCAAUCCCCCACAUCCUCCCUCCGUGCCCAUCUCGAGGAGCCAACCAAGCCCCCAUCGGUCUGCAAGUCACCUUCAGGCCAGUACUCUGUGCUGCCCCAGGACCCGGUGCAGGUGAGCUGCUCUUCCCCGCAGCCCCCCAGCCACCCCCUGAGCGACACGCAAUCUUCCUCCAUCGCCAAAAGCAGGUCAUUAAGCGUUCAGCAGAUGUACAGCCCCAAUAAAGAUGAGGAAGGGAGCAUCCGGUGUAGAUCCAGGAGCAUCCAGUAUUGCUACCUGCAGGAGUCGUCGUCCCAGACCAACGGCCAGUCCAGCGGCUCUCCGGCCUCUCAACGUUGCCGCCUGAAUGAAGACCGGUCCCCACGCAAGCCCUCUCCCUGCAAGUGCAAGUGCAAAAAGAAGGAAGCCGCUGGCACUUCAGGGCAAGGCACCAAAGCUCACAGCACCAAAGAGCAGCCCCUUCUGCUGAUGUCCCCUGCCCUGAAGCUGGCGGUGGAGGGGGUCCACUAUAUCGCAGACCACUUGAGAGCAGAAGAUGCAGAUUUCUCAGUGAAGGAGGACUGGAAGUACGUCGCCAUGGUCAUCGACAGAAUCUUCCUCUGGAUGUUCAUCAUCGUUUGCUUGCUGGGAACUGUCGGUCUCUUCCUUCCACCUUGGCUAGCAGGCAUGAUCUAAUAGCUUUGGCAAGAACAAAGUUUGCCCCAUUCGGAGGGUUUUCGGCCACCUGGAAGGAGACGGAGCAGGAGACAGGUCUCCCCGAAUAAUUUACCGUGUGUCUGCGCAUGAAUCGUUCCCGAGAGCUCUGGGAACACCUUCUACGGUUGCAUCAUUUGCCAAGCCAUUCUCAUCUUCUGCAUCUUCUUUCUGGGGGAAACUGUUAUUAAUGUGUAUACAUAGCAUGGUGGCAUUCAUUGACGUAUAUCUAACAAAGGAAGGACAUGGGCACGGGUCCUGAAAGCAGUGCAGAUGGUGGCGUUGUAGACAGACCAGCCAAAUUAAUUUCACUUGACUCGAGGGAGGCGCCCGUGUGUCCUCAAAGAGCAAGGUCACCUCUAAACCUGAAGUCAUUCAGGAUGGUAUGUCCUUGUGACGGUCCUUUUAUAAAGAAAGGGUCAGAUUUGGGAUUCCUGUCCAGGAGAUGCUCUGACAGUCAAGGUGUAGACACAGCUGGCCAGGUUGCAAGGCAUGCAGGGUCUGCGCUGCACCCACCCAACCUUCUCAGAGCCCACACUGGCACUCGCCCUGUGCGGCUCCCAACAGCUGUUGCAGAAACAGCUGCAUUAAAUGGUAAGGCCUUAGUCUGGACAUCUUUACUCAUACAAAACUUUGGAAGUGGGAGUUUUACCUGAGUAAGGACCACAUACAAAUUGAACACGGUCUUCAGGGUUGGUUCCCAGUGCAUGGCUAUCCAUCCAAAUUAGCUUUUGGUUGUGUUCAUUUUCUUCAAGGGGCCAAGGGCUUUGGCCAUAUAGCAAAGAACGAUGAGGCGCAGCCUGUCUGUGCAAUGCAUGGCAUGAAAGGAAAACAGAGAUGCAGGUUUAAAAAUCUUGCAGUUAUACAUAAGGGCCCAAACUGUUUAAAAAGAAGACACCAGAAUUAGAUGCCCCAGCUCCCUUUUUGGGACAUGCAGCUCGUCAUCCAAAGUAAGACCAGCAGGCAUCUAGCCAAACUUCUCAGAAGACAUUAGUAGCUCUGGAUGUCUCCAUUUCAGGUGAGACCAAUUGUCCAAAAGCACCCACCUUCCGAAAA
Messenger RNA from Gavialis gangeticus (Gharial), 2904 nucleotides. It is a transcript of the gene CHRNA4, whose product is annotated as cholinergic receptor nicotinic alpha 4 subunit. Lineage: Eukaryota; Metazoa; Chordata; Crocodylia; Gavialidae. Gene Ontology annotation, biological process: chemical synaptic transmission; nervous system process; signal transduction. The transcript has 5 exons. The record is from RefSeq and is a predicted model, not a curated record. Bases 184 to 1830 code for a protein of 548 amino acids. Gene Ontology annotation, cellular component: postsynaptic membrane; neuron projection; synapse. Gene Ontology annotation, molecular function: acetylcholine-gated monoatomic cation-selective channel activity; transmembrane signaling receptor activity.